Molecule: messenger RNA, 414 nt
Organism: Lathyrus sativus (Indian pea)
Lineage: Eukaryota; Viridiplantae; Streptophyta; Magnoliopsida; Fabales; Fabaceae
Source: the annotation of a GenBank genome assembly
AUGCGUGAGUUCAGAAACAAAGAACUACGGAAAAUAGUUGUCAACAUGGGAUAUGCACUAACAGAGGCAACAUUUAACUACUACAGGGGCGAAAUACGAAGAACAAAUAGAGCAGCUUUGGAGUGGCUAGACAAUAUUCCCAGAGAGAAGUGGUCGAGGGCGUUCGACGGAGGACGGCAGUGGGGACACAUGACAACAAAUUUGGCCGAAGCUCUGAACUCGAUACUUAAGGCUACCCGAAGCCUUCCUAUUACAACAUUGGUCAAGUCAACGUACUAUCGUCUGGGAUUGCUGUUUGGAAAACGAGGACACGAUUGGACAAAACUAUUGGCAUCCGGUCAAACUUUCACGGAAAACUGUAACAAGGGAAUGGAUGACGAAACGAUUAAAUCUAGCAGCCAUAAUGUCAUUUAA